This is a messenger RNA of Camellia sinensis, 522 nucleotides long. The record is from RefSeq and is a predicted model, not a curated record. Lineage: Eukaryota; Viridiplantae; Streptophyta; Magnoliopsida; Ericales; Theaceae.
AUGGAUUUUGAAUAUCAACAACGUGUCCCAUCUACUGCUUCAAAUAGACGACGUCGUGAAUUGGAUGUUGACCAUGAACGGGGACAAGGGCAUGGGCGAGGACGAGGUCGAGGCCGUGGUCGAGGGCCCCUAAAGUGUCAUAAUCACUCUUCGAAGAUCCUUGUAUGGCCAUGGUGGUCAGUAGACAACAACAUCAGAUUCAAAGCCAUUAUUGAGCAGUCUGGGCUGUCACAAUUAGCUCGUUGCACUUAUCGGUUCGUCAACAAGCUUCUAAUCUCCAGUUUUGUUAAGAGAUGGCAACUUGAGAUGAACACAUUUCACAUGACAGUUGGUGAGAUGACCUUGACUUUGGAUGAUGUUGGCACUAUUCUUAGCCUUUCCAUUGUAGGUAGAUCAGUCAGCGUACCAGAUGUGACGUAUCAUCAUGGAGUUACACUACUAGUUUCUUGCUUGGGGAUUACUAAAUGUGUAGCACAUGAAGUGGUUUCUACUGCUGGUGGCAAUUCAGUCAGGCUUGAGUAG